AUAUAUAUGUGUGUGUGUAUGUACAUAUAUAUGCCGUAUCGUGAAUGCUGUAAAGUCCAAUAUCGUACGAUAUCUCGAUUUGCUAUUAAACACACCGGAGUUGGCGGUAUCUGUUAAUUGAACGAAGAAUUUCCUUUGCGAAACCCACAAAAGAUGCCCGAAAACGUGUUAAACGGGGAUCAUGUUGAUACAAAAACUGCUAAUUGCGAAUCUCAAGACAACGAAGAAGAUGGUACCGACAAUGAUAUACAUUUUGAACCAAUAAUUUCCUUACCCUUAAUAGAAGUGUCCAAUAACGAAGAGGAUGAAGUUGAGAUGAUAAAAAUGAGGGCAAAAUUAUAUCGUUACGAUUCAUCCAAUAAUCCUGCCGAAUGGAAGGAACGUGGAACAGGUGAAGUAAAGUUACUACGACAUAAAACCAAAAAUACUGUGAGGGUUGUAAUGAGAAGAGACAAGACGUACAAAAUCUGCGCCAAUCAUUUUAUAACUCCUUGGAUGGAAUUAAAGCCAAACUGUGGCAGCGACAGAGCAUGGGUAUGGAGCGUACUGGCAGAUUAUGCGGACGAACAACUUAAACCAGAGUUGCUCGCGAUACGAUUUGCAAACGCGGAAAAUGCAUCUGUUUGGAAAGAAGCAUUCGAAAAGGCAAAGAAAAUAGUAGGUUCCGAAUGUGAAAUAUAUGCCGGGAAAAACGACAUGGAUGAAAAACACGUGGAAAGCGAUAGCGAACCUUCCAGCGAUGUAAGUUAUAGCGAAAGUACCGACAACGAUGAACAAGGAAAAAAGCAAUCGGAAAACGAGAGUUUACAACUUGAAAAUAGCCAAAUUGGAAAAACAAAUAAGGAACAUGACAUAGCGAAAGUAUCACGCGAGCUCGAAGAAUUACAGGUGAAAGACAUUGAAGAAAAGUAAGGGAUCGUUCUCGGUGAAAUGAUGGCAUUGAUAAAGAAGAAAAAAACAUAGAAGAAGAAGAAGAAGAAGAAGAAGAACAACAACAACAACAACAACAACAACAACACAUUCCGAUGUAAAUUGAUACGCAUGCAUGUGCUUAAAUAUUGAGCAUCGAACGUAACGUAGGAAAACUUUAUAGCAAUAAUUUUAUUAAACAGGUGGAAUAAACUUCGAAUUUACGAAUAAGACAA
This is a messenger RNA of Nomia melanderi (Alkali bee), 1145 nucleotides long. NCBI's taxonomy places the organism in Eukaryota, Metazoa, Arthropoda, Insecta, Hymenoptera, Halictidae. The record is from RefSeq and is a predicted model, not a curated record.